GGGAGAGAUGUUGGUGCCAGUCCACUUCCUGCUGUUGCUGCUGCUCCUUGGGGGCCCAAGCACAGGCCUCUCUCACCAUUACUACAAAGCCAAGCCUCUCUUUAGUUGCCUCAACACAGCCCUGUCUGAGGUCAAGAAGGGCCCUCCAGAAGAUGCGCUCCUGAUGAGCAAGAGGAGCUUCCACUAUCUGCCUGUCCAAGACCCAUCUUCAGGAGAAGAAGAGGAGGCGGAGGAGAAGGAGGAGAGGAAGGACAAGGAGAGAAGGACUUUCCCUGGCUCCAGGGGUGGAGGUGGGGCUGGCAGUGCCCGAUACAAAUACCUGUCCCAGCUUAGGGGGAAGCUGGACCAGGACAAGGUCAAGAGUGAUCGGCAUACCAAGUUCACUCUGUCCCUUGACGUGCCUACCAACAUCAUGAACAUCCUCUUCAACAUUGCCAAGGCAAAGAACUUGCAAGCCAAGGCAGCUGCCAAUGCCCACCUCUCCAAAGUUUCUGCUGUUCUCACUGAUUGCCACUACAUGCCCAAAUCUGGCUACUUCAUACAUUUCGAUUGUUAA
Molecule: messenger RNA, 556 nt
Organism: Tupaia belangeri chinensis (Chinese tree shrew)
Lineage: Eukaryota; Metazoa; Chordata; Mammalia; Scandentia; Tupaiidae
Product: urocortin-3-like
Exons: 2
Coding region: 8-556 (182 amino acids)
Biological process (GO): hormone-mediated signaling pathway; cellular response to nutrient levels; digestion
Cellular component (GO): extracellular region
Molecular function (GO): corticotropin-releasing hormone receptor 2 binding; hormone activity
Source: RefSeq, a predicted model, not a curated record